GACCACGCUUCCCGGCUCGAUGAAUUCUUGCCGCGGGCGGAGGACCAGGGCAGUCCAUCCCUUCUUCUCUCCUUCCUCUGGGCGUCACCGCCGCCGCCGUUCCUCCACGAUCUUCGCCGCUCGCCGGCGACCAUGAGAGGCUUCCCUGCUCGCAAUCUCCGGCCCUCUCCUUCUAAAAAGCAGCCGCCUGUAGAUGAGCUUCUCCUGAAACGGAGGAACCCAAGCAAAUCGGAUCCCGUCGGCAGCGCCAACCACCCAUCGGCCCCUCUCUGCCGCGCCCCCUCGGGUAAGCCCCGUUCCUCGGUUUCAAAAUCCGAUCCUUUUCAUGGUUUCAGUGGAUCCAAGAGCCUCCCGGCUUCAAAAUCGAUAUUUUCCAUCGAAAUCCAACAAAAAACCGCGAAAUCCCUGGACCCAGUUCGUCUCUCCGCGAUUCUCUCGAGAAAAGACUGGUUUUUGAUGCUAAAUACUGAGUUCAAAUCGGUUGUGGCAUAUCUAAAUCCCCGUUCAGCCGUGAGCUUGAUUCAAUAUCUGGAAAACCCUCUAUUUUCGCUCAAAUUUUACAUCUGGCUUUCUAAUUUCAAUGAACAAUUAGCAAAAGAUCAGUCCGUUCGCAGGGUUUUAGCUGAAACUCUUUGGAGGAGAGGUCCAGUAGUACUAUCGGUGGACUUAUUGAAGGAGAUUAAGAGCUUUGGUUGUCGAAUUACAGAGGAUAUGCUGUGCAUUUUGAUAUCUACUUGGGGCCGAUUAGGUCUUGCGAAGUAUGUGAAUGAAGUCUUUGGGCAGAUGUCAUUCUUGGGAUUUAGGCCGAGCACCCGGGUCUACAACUCGGUGAUUGAUGCAUUGGUAAAUGCUAAUUCACUUGAUUUGGCUUAUUUUAAGUUCCAGCAGAUGCCUUCCGAUAAUUGCUCGCCCGAUCGUUUCACUUACAAUAGUCUCAUCCAUGGAGUAUGCAGGCUGGGUAUUGUUGAAGAAGCUCUUCGGUUGGUGAGGCAGAUGGAGAGUUCAGGAUACCCACCUAAUGUGUUCACCUACACUAUACUGGUGGAUGGAUUUUGCAAUGCAAGGAAGGUGGCGGAGGCAUUUCGUGUUUUAGAGAUGAUGAAGAAGAGAAAUGUGGCUCCUAAUGAAGCCACUUUCCGGUCGUUGGUCCAUGGCACAUUUCGGUGCUUGGAACCACACAAGGCAUAUGAAAUGUUAUGUGUGCGUUUAGAAGGAGAAUCAUUUCUACAGGACCAUGCUUGUAGCACUAUAUUGUAUUGCCUUUCCAAGUGUAGUAUGGCAAGAGAGGCCAGAGAGUUUAUGAAUAGGGCGGGCCAAAGGGGUUAUUUUCCAGAUGCUGCAAUAUUUAAUAUAGUGAUGGCUUGUAUUGUGAAGGGUCUGGGAUUGAGUGAUGUGUGUGAGAUGUUGGAUCAUUACAGAAAAAGAGGUGGCAAACCUGGAUUUAGUACAUAUCUUAUGGUUAUCAAUUGUUUGUUAAAGGAAGGAUGGGUUGUGGAGGCAGAUCUGUAUUUGAAACAGAUGGUCUUGGAUGGACUUGUAUCUAGUGUAGUAUCAUACAACAUGCUGAUUGAUUGCUUUGUCAAAGCUGAGAUGAUGGAUAAGGCAAUGGAGAUAUUUGAAGAGAUGCAUCGGAAGGGUUUUCAUCCAAACCUGGUUACCUUCAAUACUCUUAUCAGUGGCCAUUCUAGGGCUGGGGAUGCAGGUAUGGCAAGGGAUGUUCUAAAGAUGCUUCUGGAGCAUGGUUUUAAGCCAGAUGUUGUGACAUUCAGCUCUAUAAUCGAUGGGCUUUGCCGGGUUCACCAGAUGGAUGAUGCAUUUGAUUGUUUCAAUGAGAUGAUAGAAUGGGGUGUUUCUCCAAAUGCUGUCACAUACAACAUACUAAUCCGUUCACUUUGUGCAGUUGGGGAUAUCCGCAGAUCAAUGAAGCUUUUCAAAAGGAUGAAAGGAGAGGGCAUUGAUCCAGAUGUCUUUUCUUUUAACCCCCUAAUUGUAAGCUUUUGUAAGAUGAAAAUGAUUGAGACAGCACAAAACCUUUUUGAUGCUAUGUUGAGGUUUGGUGUGGCUCCAGACAGUUAUACAUAUAAUGCUUUUAUCAAAUCUUUAUGUGAUGCAAGGAAAGUUAAAGAGGCCAAAGAAACUAUACUCAUAAUGGAGUUAAAUGGCUGUACUCCAAAUUCUUAUUCAUAUGGCUCAAUUAUACAUGCCCUUACUUCUCUGGGCAACUUAGAAGAGGCUCAAGAGCUAAUUAGCAAAUGCAGAAGGAAGGGAAUUCUUAUAAAUCCCAUUCCUAAUCUGAAGAUGGAAUCUGAAAUUACUGACAGAGUUGUCAACAGCUGAUUCAAAUUAUUUCAUGGUUGUAACUAAUAGAUUACAGCUUCUUUAUUAAAGGUUGUUUUACCAAUGGCAUAUCAGUUAUGCCAUCAAAUCAUCUCAACCCUACUAAAGGGUGAAGCAGGGGCUCCAUUCAACAAUCUCAACCUACUGUCAUUUUGCUUCUGGAUAAUUACUUUUGUAUAUAUUUAUACAUGAUAUCUUGCCAUGUUAUUUUGCAUAAUAUGCCUGCACUACCAGAAGACGACUGGUAUUUGUCUAUGAAAUGAAGCCAAUGUUUCUGACUGCAGCCUCAGGUCUUCUAUCAUGCAGAGGAGAACCAGGAUCCAGGUUAAGCCUCUGAAAAGACACGGAUGAAAAAGGAUGUGGAUAGGAAUGAUGAAAAUUGAUUCAAUGUUCUCACUUUGAAAGGCAAUAUGUUUUGUCUAUGAACAGCUUGGAUUGGUCAGAGCUGGAAAAAUUGUUGAUCGACCAAAAAGCAGUCCACAGCAAAGAAUUGUCUGCUUGGAAUUUUUUCUCUCCUUUAUACCGGCAGUGCACUGUAUUUUUUUUCCUUUUUUUUUGACAAUAAACCCUGUGACUCAUUCUUUUAUUGAAGAUUAAUGUAAGAUGGAACAAAAUUUGAACUC
Messenger RNA from Elaeis guineensis (African oil palm), 2960 nucleotides. RefSeq lists its product as uncharacterized. Gene Ontology annotation, molecular function: protein binding. NCBI's taxonomy places the organism in Eukaryota, Viridiplantae, Streptophyta, Magnoliopsida, Arecales, Arecaceae. The record is from RefSeq and is a predicted model, not a curated record.